AUGCCUUUGAAAGUUAUCGUUGUUGGGGCCGGCUUGGGCGGCCUCGCUGCUGCCAUUGCGUUUACCAGGGCUGGACAUGAUGUUGAGGUCUAUGAAAAGUCCUCGUUCCACAACGAGGUCGGAGCUGCGAUUCAUCUGGCGCCCAAUGCGACCCGAGUACUGCAACCAUGGGGUUGUGAUCUACAGGCUAUGGAACCCUCGCCUUGCGACCAUUUGAGUAUUUGGGAUAACAAAGGCAACUUCAUAGCAACCCCAGCAUUUACCGACCAGCUGCAGAAAGAGUUGGAAAUGGAUGACCCUUGGUUGUUAGUACACCGCGUGGACUUGCAUAAUGCAUUGCGAGAGAAAGCAGAAGAGGGAUUCGGUGGGAAGAAGCCUAAAAUCCAUCUGUCGAGCGCCGUGGAUUCUGUGGAUCCAUCAACCGGGAAGGUGGUGUUGGAAAGUGGACGUGUGCUGCAAGCGGAUCUUAUCAUCGGUGCAGAUGGUGUGCAUUCUCGGACAGUGGACUUUGUCACCGGCGAAACUCAGAAGAAGAGAAGCACUGGACAGAAUUGCUUUCGUUUCCUCGUUCCUGUCGAAAAGCUACGCGCGGACCCAGUUACCAAGGAGUUGAUCGACAGAAUAGGCCUACGGUCCCUGAACGCUUUCAAUUCUCCAGAACGACGGCUGAUACUUUACCCAUGUCGGGCAGGGACGCUCAUCAAUGCUGUCAUGUUUCACCCCGACGAGGAAGGGCAGACGGUCGAGUCAUCGUGGCAGAAUGCCGGAAGUCGAGACGAUCUAAUGGUUCAAAUGGAGAGUUUCAGCAGCUUGCUGAUUGCUACUGUAGACCAAGGUCAAGGAGGUGCACAAGCCUUCGAAGACGCGGCAACUCUCGGGGCGCUCUUUAUAGCGGACACUCGGUCGGAGCAAAUUGGCGAAAGACUGAAGUUAUACAAUGAUAUUCGCUAUGAGCAGGCGGUGACAGUCUUGUUCAUGUCUAGAGUGGGUGAUGAACACCGGGAGAAAGUCAUGGGAGACUUGAAGCGAUUCGUUCCGGACGCGAAGAUGCCUGGGAACAUGUGGCUGCAUGCGUGGAAGUCUUUUCCCGUUAAGGAGGCAGAAUAUGCUCUGCAACAUCAGGGGCUUCUUCACAGAGUCGAUGGCGUAAGAGCCUAA
Didymosphaeria variabile is the source of this 1158-nucleotide messenger RNA. RefSeq lists its product as uncharacterized. The transcript has 6 exons. Gene Ontology annotation, molecular function: FAD binding; monooxygenase activity. The record is from RefSeq and is a predicted model, not a curated record. NCBI's taxonomy places the organism in Eukaryota, Fungi, Ascomycota, Dothideomycetes, Pleosporales, Didymosphaeriaceae. Bases 1 to 1158 code for a protein of 385 amino acids.